This is a messenger RNA of Pterocles gutturalis (yellow-throated sandgrouse), 990 nucleotides long. It is a transcript of the gene ENTPD5, whose product is annotated as ectonucleoside triphosphate diphosphohydrolase 5. NCBI's taxonomy places the organism in Eukaryota, Metazoa, Chordata, Aves, Pterocliformes, Pteroclidae. The record is from RefSeq and is a predicted model, not a curated record. Gene Ontology annotation, cellular component: membrane. The annotation marks the transcript as partial. Gene Ontology annotation, molecular function: UDP phosphatase activity; GDP phosphatase activity. Gene Ontology annotation, biological process: nucleoside diphosphate catabolic process. The transcript is spliced from 11 exons.
GGUGCUGAAACUGUCAAAAGAUUGCUGGACAUGGCCAUAGAUGCUGUGCCACCUCAUCUCUGGAAGAAGACCCCAGUAGUGUUAAAAGCCACAGCUGGACUGCGCUUGUUGUCAGAGGAGAAAGCUCAGGCUCUGCUUUUAGAGGUGAGAAAAGUCUUUGAGGAAUCACCAUUUCUUGUUCCAGAGGACAGUGUUAGCAUCAUGGAUGGGUCUUCUGAAGGAAUUUUAGCCUGGAUCACUGUGAACUUUUUGACAGGGCAGUUGUCUGGCCAGAACCGGCAUACUGUUGGGACUCUGGACUUGGGAGGAGCCUCAACCCAAAUCACAUUCCUGCCACGGUUUGAGGAAACUUUGACAGAAACCCCUGGGGAUUUUCUUACUUCAUUUGAAAUGUUUAACAGCACCUACAAGCUCUAUACCCACAGCUAUUUGGGGUUUGGACUAAAAGCUGCCAGACUAGCAACGCUUGGAGCUUUGAACGUGGAAGCUGUGGAUGGACAAAUGUUCCGCAGUUCUUGUUUGCCAAAGCAGCUGGAAGCAGAGUGGGACUUUGGAGGAGUGAAAUACCGGUAUGGUGGCAACAAAGAAGGAGAAACAGGAUUCGAGCCUUGCUACUUGGAAGUACUCAAGGUUGUCAAAGGGAAACUGCACCAACCAGACGAGAUCCGUGGAAGUUCCUUCUAUGCUUUCUCCUAUUACUAUGAUCGCGCAGCUGACACCAACCUAAUUGAUUAUGAACAGGGAGGUGUUCUGGAAGUGAGAGAUUUUGAAAGAAAAGCCAAAGAAGUCUGUGAUAAUAUGGAAAGGUACAACUCAGCCAGUCCUUUCCUCUGCAUGGAUCUCACUUACAUCACUGCUUUACUAAAGGAAGGUUUUGGAUUUGGGGACAACACGCUCUUAAAGUUAACAAAGAAAGUGAACAACAUAGAGACAAGCUGGACUUUGGGUGCUACUUUUUACCUACUGCAGUCUCUGGGGAUAACCUAUUGA